This is a messenger RNA of Saccoglossus kowalevskii, 1458 nucleotides long. RefSeq names its product mediator of RNA polymerase II transcription subunit 34-like. Lineage: Eukaryota; Metazoa; Hemichordata; Enteropneusta; Harrimaniidae. The record is from RefSeq and is a predicted model, not a curated record.
AUGGCGGCGUUUACCGAGCAAUCGAGCGAGAAACUCGAACAAAUAAUUGACCCUGAGAUUUGUGCUAAAUUUGGUGUUGAGUCAUUGCGAGAUAAACAAGAGGAAGUGUUGCAACAUUUGAUGUCAAAGAGCGAUGUUCUAGCCAUUUUGCCGACUGGUUUUGGAAAGUCAUUAAUCUAUCAAAUAUUUCCCCAUGUAUUGGAAACACCAAGCUGUGUUUUGAUAGUGUCGCCUCUUGUCUCAUUAAUGAAAGACCAAAUAGACAGAUUGACUUUGUUGGGAUUUAGUGCAAAAAUGGCCAGAGAUAUCCAGAUUGAUAGAAAGUUACCAACCUACAUAUAUGGUACCCCAGAGGACUAUCUCCAAGGAACAAAGCACACCUUCAUAGACAUGCUACAUCAACAUCAUGGUGAUAAGAUUGUAUUAUUGGUAGUUGAUGAAGUUCACACUAUUCCAAAGUGGGGUGAAAUAUCUGAUGCAAAUAACAAAAGCAGACGAAAGGCACAAGAAGGGGCAUUCCGAGCAUAUUUCUCGCAUGUUGGGGAACUGAGAUCGUUUUUUCCUGGCGUUGUUGUUUUGGCAUUAACAGCAACAGCAUCAAAAGGUCUGCAAAAUCAGAUUAAAGAAAGUUUAAUUAUUCCAGACUGCAAAGUUGUAAAUGUUUGCCCAAACAGAGAUAACAUCAGACUAUCUGUUUUGAAGAUUCAACGAGAUAUCCCAUCAACAUUUUAUUGGAUGGUCGACAAGCUACGAGAAGAUCAACAUGAAUUCCCCAGGACAAUAGUAUACUGUUCAUCUAUUGAUGCAACAGGAACGCUUUAUCAUUUUUUUAAGGAGGAAUACCCUCAAUCAGUUGAUUAUAUAGGCAUGUACCACAGCGAGACUGAUAAUACAGUCCAGGAAUCGCACCUAAAAGAGUUUACUAAAUUAUCUACUUCUAAUUUGAGAUUAAUUUUUUGUACAACAGCUCUUGGUAUGGGCAUUGACAUGAAAUCAACUUACCAUGUACUUCACUAUGGGCCAUCAUUUUAUCUUGAGAGCUAUAUACAAGAAUCUGGCAGAGUUGGAAGAGAUGGUAAACCAUCUCAUGCCGUGUUAUUUUAUCACGGUGGAAUGUUACGUGACAUUUGUCCAAAACUAAAAAGUUAUGUAAAAAAUGAUACUCUCUGUAGGAGAGUUAAAUUAUUUGAAGAUUUUGCGUCCAGUAAAGACUUAAGUGUUUUAAAAAACAAGGAAUCGCAUCACAACUGCUGUGAUAUAUGUGAAAGAAACUGCUCGUGUAGUAAUUGCGACUCUCAUGCUAACUAUAUAGAAAAAUACAUGGUCCAUUACUGUGCCGAUACAGAAAGUGAUGAGUCAUCAGAUGACACAGGCAGUUUAGAAUCUGAUUCUGUAUUGGCAGAUUCAUCACAGUCUUCAUGUUCUCAUGAAAGUUUGGAAGCAGACCAAACUGAAUAA